UCUCACUGCACGCAGCUGUGGAAAUGAGAUCAAAUUGAGAUAAGCUCUCUGCAGGCACAGAGGAGAUCAACAGGUGGAGCGAUGAAGAUCUGACUCCUGCAGUUUGCGGAUUUUUUAAAAGCAGAAGAGAAAGUCUUUUGCUUUGACUAUUUUUCGUUUUUUAAACUUCAUCUUAAAACAAAAAAAACUCUAUAGGUCACUAUGAAUGUGCCUUUGAUGAGGGCCCAGGAGCAGCCUCAUCCUCUUUGCGGCCCAGGCUUGAUCCAGGAUUUACCCCACUGUCCUCCUGGGUUCAACCUGAGCUCCCGCCUGAAUCCUUCUCCCAUCCACGGCCUCCAAAACAUCCAGAGAUCCACCAAACCUCAGAGGGAGCUGAGCCCCGAGGAGCAGCAGGAGCUGCGGAGGAAGAUCAACAGCAGGGAGAGGAAGAGGAUGCAGGACUUGAACAUUGCUAUGGAUGCUCUUAGGGAGGUCAUGGUGCCUUACGCCUCCUCACCGUCUGCCUCCUCCUCUUCCUCUCAGUCCCAUCAGCCUGGAGCUCCUCCAGGACGAAGGCUCUCCAAGAUCUCCACCCUGGUCCUCGCCCGGAACUACAUCCUCCUCUUGGGCUCGUCCCUGCAGGAGAUGAGGAGGCUAUUGGGGGAGGUCAGCGUUGGGAUGGGGGUAAACUCGGGUCCUGUCCCUCGCCUGCUCCUCGCUGGAGGUUGGCCCCUCAUCUCCGGCCCCAGUCAGCUCCUCCUCACCCAGGAGUCGCUCCUCACCUCCGCAGCCUCUUCCUCUUCCUCUUCCUCCGCUUCGUCGACUUCUGCUGCUAAGUGCCCCCUGCUGUCUCCGGGCCAUAUGGAGGCCUCGUUGGGCCCCGUGCAGUGGAGUUCUGCAGGGGCCUCAGGAGGGCCCCUGUGCCCCUGUGGAGUGUGCAGACUGCCGAGAUUCAGCCACUCCGCCCCUGCUCCAAGAUACCCAAAGUAACACAUGAAAGAGGGGCAUGAAGAGGAUUUCUGAAGGCUUGAUGACUGUUACAUGUAUGCAAUUUUCUAUGAUAUAUAACAUUUCUACAUGAUAAUUAACUGCAAUCACCCACCAUGAUUGGCUCUUUUUUUUAUUCAAUGGAUCUAUUCUGUAGUUGGCUAGCCAGUUUCUUAAUGUUGUAAAUCCUGUAACAACUUUUUUUUACACAGAGAUAUAAAGCUUUUGUUUUUGAAGCAGAGACUUGUUCAGUGAAUCAUGGUGACAAAAUAAGUGACUGAUAUUUAUAAAGUGCACAAGCCAAGAACUUCAGAAGAAUUUGAAUAUUCAAAAGCUCUGAAAACGUAUUCACACUUUUUUUUUUCUAUGAUCGUGAAAGUCAAUAUAAGCUGCCGAUAUAAUCUUGGUUGUUUCUCUAUGUGUCCUUUUGCCUGUGCUUUACUCUCUGGUUUUGUGUUCUAGAAGUUAUUUUCAUGCACUAAAAUCAACUAAGCAAUACACUCCAAACACUGAGAAUUUGUUUGCUUGUUUUCUUUGAUUAUUGCUCAUUGCAGUUGUUCAUUAUCUACAAAUGCAGCAUUUUUACCCACACCUUUGUUUGAAGGUUAAAGUCAGUAUUUAUUACCCUUCCUCUAGUGUUUCCAUUUGUGAGUGAGUGCAUGCGUAUGUGUGUGAG
This is a messenger RNA of Labrus mixtus (cuckoo wrasse), 1642 nucleotides long. It is a transcript of the gene olig1, whose product is annotated as oligodendrocyte transcription factor 1. The transcript has a single exon. The record is from RefSeq and is a predicted model, not a curated record. Gene Ontology annotation, molecular function: protein dimerization activity. NCBI's taxonomy places the organism in Eukaryota, Metazoa, Chordata, Actinopteri, Labriformes, Labridae. Bases 202 to 969 code for a protein of 255 amino acids.